Oppiella nova is the source of this 1473-nucleotide messenger RNA. NCBI's taxonomy places the organism in Eukaryota, Metazoa, Arthropoda, Arachnida, Sarcoptiformes, Oppiidae. The record is from the annotation of a GenBank genome assembly.
AUGGCCCCGCUAUUCAGCAAAAGUGCAAAAAGUCACAAAACGAUAGAAGAUUUGAACGAUUAUUGUUUACUCGAUAUUAUCGACAAAUUGUCGCUUAAAGAGAAGUUCAGAUUCCGACUGAACAACCGAUUCAGACAUCUGGUCGACACUAAUCUCAAUACAACGAGAGGUCUGAAGAUUGGCCGAAAUGCUCGCAAUUGCUGUGAUCCCAGACACUGGAGUCUCUCGCUUACGAUUGGCGGACAACAGGGCAACGAUUUGUUUGAAUUGAAUGACAAGAAUAAGAAUAUUCUGAAAAUGAUUUUCAGAUUUUGUCCGAACAUUAGAUGCAUUGAAAUGAGCGCUGAGGUGGACCUGAAAAUGAUGGUAUGGAUCCGAAAACGAUGCAAACUCUUGGAGUGUUUGCAAUUGAAUAAAUCUGUUCUCAAUAGUCGUCUCACGUCUCGCCAGUGGAUACAAAUCGGAGAGACAUUGUCCGACAAUUUGAUUCACUUGUCAAUGAAUUCGGUGACAAAUCCCGAGAAGUUGACUGAAUUUGGUCUCAUUUAUAUGGUGCAGAACUUUACAAAUCUCCAAGAGUUUAGUUUCGAUGUCUACGAAAUGCCAAUCGACAAGGUUUUCACAUAUUUCGGUCCAAAUCUAAAGACCUUAAAACUCAACAAAUGCUAUAAAUAUAGAGUCCAUCCAAACACUUUCAAUAUUUUAAGACAAAAUGCCAUUAACUUAGAGCACCUGGAAGUGGAGGGCUAUGACAGAGAGACUCUGGACAUCAUAUGCAAUACAUUACCACAUCUGAAGUCAUUGAACAUAUUUUUCUUCACGACGUGGCCUGAUAUGGAUUCGUUGUCACAAUUGUCUCAAAUGCCAGACUUGGAGCACCUGAAGGUCGAGUUCUAUCAGAAUCGCGGAGUAAUUAAUUAUUUGGCGAAAAGUGUUUUCCUGAAACUGGAAUCACUGAACUUAACGGGCAUUUCAUUUACUCCCAAAUUGUUUCAAGACUUUGGCCUCUAUUUCCCAAAUAUACGGCAAUUAGUUCUCCAAAACUGUUCACUACUUUGCGACGACCGAAGCGAUGACUUCCGCGACCGACAGGACUGCAACGAUUGCAAGGAAACAGUUUGGAGACAUUUGUCGAAAUUAAGUCAUUUGAGAAAACUGUCGGUCAAUCUGUUGCCCCGAAAAGACACCGGAUUUUCCAAGUCAUACGUCUGGACAUUGAAUGAGCGCUCGUUUCCAGCCAUCGAAGAGUUGGACUUCCAAUGGCUUCCAUACGAUUCGCGCACUUUUGCCGACAACUUAUUGAAUCCUUUGAUGGCGUUUGCGAGGAAACACCCAAAACGUAUGUUUAAACUGAGAGUCAGUUCAGACUUCUUCGAGUCUGUGACGAAGAAGAAACAAAUCAAUGGUAUUAAGUAUAACGUGUUGUCGUCCAGUAUUGAGAGAAACGUUAAGAUUAUUAAUUGUUAUCCUUAA